Molecule: messenger RNA, 4403 nt
Organism: Platichthys flesus (European flounder)
Lineage: Eukaryota; Metazoa; Chordata; Actinopteri; Pleuronectiformes; Pleuronectidae
Gene: pde11al
Product: phosphodiesterase 11a, like
Exons: 20
Coding region: 1-2820 (939 amino acids)
Biological process (GO): signal transduction
Molecular function (GO): protein binding; 3',5'-cyclic-nucleotide phosphodiesterase activity
Source: RefSeq, a predicted model, not a curated record
AUGACAACGUUUGACUUCUCGGAUAUAGAAGCGUUCCUGGACUGCCAUCCGGAUCUCUUCGAGGAGUAUCUGGUCCGCAAGGCUAAGUGUGACCAGGUCAGCAGGUGGUUGAAGGAGCACCAGCCGUCGAAGGCGUCCACUGCCGAUGAGAAGCGCGGCGCCGCCUGCAGGGACCCUCUCUGGUCGAGCAACCCGGACGGGCUCCGGCGCAGAUCGUCCCACAUGGAGCUGCGACGGAACUUCGCCCGGUCCAAAGCCACCACCGCGCACCGGACCUACGACGAGCACGUUAGUAUCAUCGAGCACGAGUCCCAGUCCAGCAUGAGGCGCCGUGCGCUCCUGCGUAAAGCCAGCUCCCUGCCUCCGACCACCGCGCACAUCCUGAGCGCCCUGCUGGAGUCCAGGGUCAGCGUGCCCCAGUACGCGUCCAGUGCCAUCGACUACAAAUACCGACUGAAGGAAACCAACGAGCGGGAGUUUUUCCUGGAGUUAGUGAAGGACAUCUCCAACGAUCUGGACCUGACCAACCUGAGCUAUAAGAUCCUGAUCAACGUGUGCAUCCUGGUGGACGCAGACAGGUGUUCGCUUUUCCUCGUUGAGGGACCCGCGCACAAGAGGACGCUGGUGUCCAAAUUCUUCGACGUGCACUCGGGCACCACGGUCAGACCAUCCUCCUGCACACUGAACUCCAAUGAGGUGCAGGUGCCGUGGGGAAAGGGGAUCAUUGGGUAUGUGGCGGAGCACGGGGAGACAGUGAACAUCCCAAAUGCAUAUCAGGAUCACCGCUUCAGUGAUGAAAUAGACAAGUUGACCGGCUACAAGACUCAGUCCAUCCUCUGCAUGGCCAUCUGCAACAGUGAUGGAGAGGUCAUAGGUGUCGUGCAAGCAAUCAACAAGAACCCCAUGGGCAGCCCCUUCAUGGAGGAUGAUGAGAAGGUGCUGCAGAUGUAUCUCCCGUUCUGUGGAAUAUCGAUUUCCAAUGCCAAGUUGUUUUCAGAGUCUCGCAAGGAGUAUGAAAGGAGCAGGGCUCUGCUGGAGGUGGUCAACGACCUGUUUGAGGAGCAGACCGACCUGGAGAAGAUUGUGAGGAAGAUCAUGCAGCGAGCUCUGACCCUCUUGCGGUGUGAACGCUGCUCUGUGCUGCUCCUGGAGGACAUCGACUCACCUGUUGUAAAGUUCUCCAAGACGUUUGAACUCAUGUCGCCCUUGUGCAACUUGGACCGUGACAUCAGCCUGGAAAAGCUGUCGUGUUCUGAUUGGCUGAUCAAUAACAGCAUUGCUGAGCUGGUGGCUUCCACGGGACUGCCCGUUAACAUCAGCGACGUGUGUCAGGACCCGCGCUUUGAUGCUGAGGCGGAUCAGGCCUCAGGGUUUCACAUCCGAUCAGUGUUAUGUGUCCCGAUCUGGAAUCGAACUCAUCAGAUAAUUGGGGUCGCACAAAUUCUGAACCGACUGGACAGGAAGACUUUCAAUGAUGCAGAUCAGAGACUGUUUGAGGCAUUCGUCAUUUUCUGUGGACUUGGAAUAAACAACACGAUGAUGUACAAUCAGGUUAAGAAGACUUGGGCCAAGCAGUCUGUAGCACUGGAUAUGUUGUCCUACCAUGCUACCUGCUCCAAGGUAGAAGUUGACAGACUCAAGGCAGCCAAGAUCCCCCUGAGCAGUGAGUUAGGCAUCGAUGAGUUUUACUUCAACGACUUCUCUUUGGACAAUGACGCCAUGAUCAGUGCGUCACUGAGAAUGUUUCUGGAACUUGGUGUCGUGCAAAAAUUUAAAAUUGACUAUGAGGUUUUAUGCCGCUGGCUCCUGACUGUGAGGAAGAACUAUCGGACUGUGGUGUACCAUAACUGGAGGCAUGCUUUCAAUGUGUCCCAGUGCAUGUUUCUUAUGAUCACAACAGCCAAUUUUCAAGAUGUGCUGUCCGAGGCAGAGAUACUGGCCCUGAUGGUUGGCUGCCUUUGUCAUGACUUGGACCACCGGGGCACCAACAACGCCUUCCAAGCCAAGACGGGCUCUGCUCUGGCUCUGCUCUACGGGACGUCAGCCACGCUGGAGCAUCACCACUUCAAUCACGCUGUCAUGAUCCUACAAAGUGAGGGUCACAACAUCUUUGCAAACCUCUGCUCUAAGGAAUACAGCAAUAUGAUGCAACUAUUGAAGCAGGCUAUUCUCUCCACAGACCUUACUUUGCACUUUGAGCGCAGGAACAAGUUCUUUGAGUGUGUUCUUUCCGGAGACUACAGCUGGACGGAUGAAGAACACCGAGAAGUUCUCAGAUCUAUGCUGAUGACAGCAUGUGACCUGGGCGCCGUCACACGUCCUUGGAAGAUCUCCAAACAGGUUGCAGAACUAGUGACGAGUGAGUUCUUUGAGCAAGGUGACAGGGAGAGGUCUGAGCUGAAGUUGACCCCAGCAGCCAUAUUUGACCGUAAUCGCAAAGAUGAACUACCAUUGUUACAGCUGGAGUGGAUAGAUGGGAUCUGUAAACCGCUUUACCAGACCCUGCUGAAGCUCAACGUGAAGCUGGAGCCAAUGGUCGAAGAGAUUGAUGCCAAUCGAAAGAAGUGGCAGGAUCUCUGUUCGACCUAUCAGCACACGUGCUCUGAGUCCACUGAGAGCACGGAAUCGGAUCCGAGUCCCGAGCCCCACGAGGAGGCAGAGACCAGUCAACACCACGAGUCCACAGAGUCUGUGAGGCCCGUUGAAAACGCCCAGUUUGGAUCCAAGUCGAAGGCCAGCCAGGCUCUGAGGUACAGAGAGAGCGAAGAGUGCUGCGACGAUCCGUCAGCUGACAGCACGACACCUGCAGGAAAGAAGUAAAGCACAGAAUAUGUCAGAAUAUGUUUAUCCCUUCUAAUGACUUGCAUGGGACUUUUCCCAUAUGCAUCCUGUGAUUUUCUAAUGCUCUACAUGCACUAACCAAAAGUGUGUCACUGUGUUAGGAGCGGGGGAAUAAUUCCUGUUUAUCACACUCUAAAGGGCAGUUUCCCGUAAUAUCUAUCUAUCUAUCUAUCUAUCUAUCUAUCUAUCUAUCUAUCUAUCUAUCUAUCUUUCUAUCUAUCUAUCUAUCUAUCUAUCUAUCUAUCUAUCUAUCUAUCUAUCUAUCUAUCUGUCUAUCUAUCUAUCUAUCUAUCUAUCUAUCUUUCUAUCUAUCUAUCUAUCUAUCUAUCUAUCUAUCUUUCUAUCUAUCUAUCUAUCUAUCUAUCUAUCUAUCUAUCUAUCUAUCUAUCUAUCUAUCUAUCUAUCUAUCUAUCUAUCUAUCUAUCUAUCUAUCUGUCUAUCUAUCUAUCUAUCUAUCUCUCUAAAGACAUCUGAGAGUGAGGGACUGAUGAAACCAAAGAGGGCCAUGUAUAACAGUAACGCUUUUGAAUGGGAACCGCCUCGAACACACUCUCCCCCUGCAAAUGCCUUUACGAAAAACAAAGGGAAUCACUGUGAUUUCUCCCUGUCACUUAGAUUGCUGCCAUUCUGAAUGGAGGCCAGAGCUUCGAGCUUGUUCCUGAAUGUUUCUCAUCGAUAUGCUUUCUUACCUCAGUUGCAAACCUUUGGCUGCAUGCCGUUGUUUUCUGCUACCUGAGCCUCCAGCCGUCGACUUGUUCUGUGGUCUUGUGUGUUAUGUUUGCAUCAUGAGCGCGUACACCCUCCUUGGAAAGUGAUGACACAGAGGAUUACAUAGAGGAAGAUACAUUUUUUGUCUUAUGCUUCUUAAAGAAACUGGUUUACUCUUUUUGGAUAAAAUGUAUUGUUUCUAACUAUAGUGAUUUUUUUAUUUUACCCCAAACACAUUAUUGUAUAUCUAUUCAUUUGCCUAAAGCCUACUGUACUUUCUUGUGACAUGUGCCAUUGACUUUCUAAAUAUGCAUCAGCCGAGCAAAGUUUAGCUCAUUUCAUUCUCCAGUUUAUCUUUAAACCGCACACAACAGCAUGAAGAACAUCUACGAGACUGAGCUCAGCUUUUAGAAGAUUUCAUUAUUGUAGAGUAUAAACUGUGUUUCUUUAGUUUGUGAUUUACCAUCACUAAUUCAGACCGGACCGCAUGCUGAUUAUUCUCAAACUGCAUGUAUCAUAUUUGAUGUAUAUACACUGGAUUUUAUCUCGAUGCCUUUGAAUGCCCUAUGAGAUUUGCUUUGCAUGAAACUGCUGUAAAGGUAAAUACCAAGUGUUGUGACGUGACAAUAUUGUUGCUCUACUAUUACUUUUGUCGUUGAGGACGGAUAAAGAUUUCUAUUUUCGAUCAAAGACUGUACCAAAAUUAUACAUUCAUUAUUUUUCAUACACCGGACUAUAUUUAUGCAAGACGUAGAAUUGGCAUUUUCUCCUGCUAUUUAUACACAGUCUAAAAACAGCUUCUCAGAGAAGACAGGGAUGUGUCACAUUUUAGAUAAAAGGGAGGAAAUUGACUC